Messenger RNA from Pollicipes pollicipes, 4173 nucleotides. RefSeq names its product vinexin. Gene Ontology annotation, molecular function: protein binding. The coding region runs from base 496 to 3357 and encodes 953 amino acids. The transcript has 29 exons. The record is from RefSeq and is a predicted model, not a curated record. NCBI's taxonomy places the organism in Eukaryota, Metazoa, Arthropoda, Thecostraca, Pollicipedomorpha, Pollicipedidae.
GAGCGGCGCGGCUCGCUGGGCCGGUCCGAGCCCCGGCCGCGCUCCAACUCGGUGCCGGGGCUGGCGCAGCCUGCCGAGGCCCCGGAGCUGGAGAGGCCUGAGAGCGUGUGGGACUACACCGAAGACGGCGGCUGGAGGCGCGGUCGCUGGGCCAGCACGCACAGCAUUCGCUCCCAGGAGCCGGAGGACUGCGUUGACACGCUCAGGUACUGGUACCCGGAGGCUUUCGUACGACGCCGCAGCCGCGAGUCGUCGCGCAGUCGCGAGCGCCUACCGGACUGGGACGCCGACCUGGAUGACCUAACUGACGCGCUGAGCGAGCGCCGGCUGCGCACCCACCUGCUGCGCCGCUGGCUGGACGGCGGCGGCGGCGUCGGCGGCGGCAGGCCGGCCUCGCGCUGCCAGUCUGUGUGGGACCUGAGCGACUGGGGCGGGCCGGCGCGCGCCGCCGACGCCCCGCCCAACCCCAACCUGACCCGCCUGCUCGACCAGGAGAUGAAGGAGGCGUUCUUCGAGGACGCGCUGCUGGGGCUGAUGGAGCGGCGCCGGCGGCGCGGCCGCGGCGAGCCCGGCGCGGGGCCGCCGCCGGCGCGCUCGAGGUCACUGCUGGACCUGUGUCGGCCCAGUCACGCGGAGCUGGUCACCACGCACACGUACGACUACGACCGGACGCCGCCCUACCGCUCCAGUCACGUGACCAGCCCGGGAGCCGGGACCAAACCCACAAGGUACCAGCACCAGGGCCGGACUGACCCAUUCCUACCGCCCGGGGGCAGCCUGUCCUACGCUCCGCGCAUGCGCUGUCGGCGAGCGCAGCCGCCCAGCGACGAGCCGGCCGUCGCCGAACAGAUUUACAACGAGUACCAGGAAAAGCUGGUGGAGCGUUUGGACCGGAAGGCAAACGGAUCCCUGAGGCUGAACAAGCCGAAGCGCGAGCUCCCAGCAGAACCACGUGACUUCGGGGUCGUCGAGCAGGUCCGUCAGGAGUUCAUGGGCCGCGUGCAGGAGCGCAAGGACAAGUACGGCGCCGACUGGGACCCACGGGAGCAGGAGCAGGAGCAGAAGCAGGAGCCGGCGCCCGUCAGCUUCAGGAUCGAGGGCACGGCCGACGGCAUCAGCGAAGCCAUCGCGGACGACGUCAAGUACUUGCUGCAGCAGGACGACUCGACUCUGAUUUUGCCCCAGUUCACGGCGAAAUCCCCGCACUCAGGCAAGUGGCGCCCAGGCUCCUCGUCCGCACCGGUGACAUCUGGCGGCCAAAUUUUGAGUGACGCCGCAAAGUCAAGAGCGCCUCCGUCGCCGCCGUCAGAACCCGUCUGGACCCCCAAAGUCGUUCAGAGUCCUUCCACUCAGCGGAAAGAGUUCCGGCCGGUGAACUACGACUCGGACAGCCUGAAACGCCAGCAACGCACGGAGUUGAAGCCGGCGCCGCCACCAUCGGAAAGCUUCGCAUGGACAUCGCCCGAGCCGCCCAUCCCGACAUCUGUUGGUGACCACGGUAACCACGAACCGGACUCCUUCAGGCAGGACCCACGGUCGUCCUCCAGGAACCUUCCGAAGCUGCAGAAUCCUACCGUGACGCUGCUGCAGCAGAACAGGGAGGGCCAUCUGCCCAGGGGCGCCAAGUACCUGCCGCUGGACAGUACACCGCCGCUUGCCGGUCCCAACGAGAAGCGCAAGCUUCUCCCGAAAUCUGUGUACACCAUCAAGCGCGAGUACGAGACCCAGACGGACGGCGCAACGCGCAAGUUCGCCGACCUCGCUCCUCGACCUAUCGAAGGCGUUGGACCCAGGACCCACCAGGGCAUGCCCGUGACGCUGAAGUCGGCGGUCAAGGAGGAGCACCAGCCCGAGUGGUACAAGCUGAUGUACGACAGCCUGCAUCGCGCCAAGCCAGACGGUGUCCGGGUUCUGUACAAAACUAAAGGUCGGUACAACUACCAGGGCGGUGGAUACGCGAGCGAGCCGGAGGCGGGGUACGCCUCGGACACGGGCCGGCGCGCGGCCUUCGGCGGCAGGGACCAGCCGGACGCGGACUUCGGCGUGACGUCAGCGCCGCGUCGGCCGCUGUACCGUAACCAGCCGGGUCGCAUCGAGGACUACCUGCCCGGCAGGUCAUCGCUGGCGGAACGCGAGGCGAAGCAGAGGGCGGCGCGCGCUGUCUCGGCCUCGCACCCCAAGUCGUUCACGCGAGCCGUGCUGGACGGCUACGACUCGGACUCGAACCUGGUGUUCCACCGGCACGAGCGGGAGCCGAUCGCGCCUGAGGAGCAGCGCUCGCUCUACAGUCUGGUCCAGCGCGGCGGAGAGGUGCCUGUUGGAGGUCUGCGCAAGCCCGCCCCGCAGAAGCCCCAAGAGCCGGUGAUUGGUCCCAUCCCGAAGUCGAUGUCCACCAGCGCUAUUCCCGACCGGCCAAUGAUUUCACCGCAUCGCGCGCGCCGUGACGAACGCGACGCGGCUGGCGGCGAGGAGUGGCGCGAGCAACAGGCGCGCCGCCAGCUGGAGGAGGAGCGCCGGCGCCGCUACCUGCAGGAGCUGGAGGAUCUGGAGAGGCGCCGACACGGUGAUUUCUUCACGCCGGCACAGAAGUCUCCGAUCCCGCUCAACCGCUAUGACAACCUCUUCGAUGACGUCACCAUCCGCAGCAGCCGCGGCGGGGACACCAAGAUGGCCGCCAAAGCCCUACACAGCUUCAAACCGAUCAACAGUCGGGAGCUGAGCUUCAGCCGGGGCGACAUCAUCUUCAUUCGGCGCCAGGUGGACCGCAACUGGCUGGAGGGAGAGCUGCAUGGUCGCAUCGGCAUAUUCCCCAUCAACUACGUCGAGGUGGUGCCGAUAGACGGCCAGCGCGGCCAGCCCAAGCUGGGCAACGAGGGCCAGGCGCGUGCCCGCUACGCCUUCCACGCGCAGACACCGGUCGAGCUAUCGCUCAAGAAAGGCGAGCUGGUGACCCUGCUCCGCCGGGUGGACAGCAACUGGUUUGAGGGUCGCCUGGGUCAAAAGGUCGGCAUCUUCCCGGCCAGUUAUGUCGAGGUGCUCGGCAGACCUUUACCGGAGAGGAUCGAGACCAGCGCCAAGCCGGUGGGCACGCCCGCCGCCCACGGACUGACUAGUGGCGCCACAAGCUCGCCUGGUGGCGGCCUGCAGAACCAGCUGCACGUGGACACCAGCCAGCAGGAGCCCAUCCCGUACAAGGCGCUGUACAGCUACUCACCGCAGAACGACGACGAGCUGGAGCUGAGAGACGGAGACGUGGUGUACGUGAUAGAGAUGUGCGAGGACGGAUGGUACGUCGGUACCAAUGGACGCUCUGGAAUGUUCGGCACCUUCCCUGGUAACUACGUGCAGAAGGUGUGAAACUAUCAGCGCCCUGGAUGACCGGGAGCGAGGGCGUCGCAUGGUCUGCCGAAACACCAAAGUGCCUUACAACGCUCGGCUGAGGGCGAGGCGAUCGUGCUGCCAUCUAUAGCCAAACGUCGACGUUGCUGCCGCCACCUGUUGCCUGGGUGUAGAGUUGUGAACUGUUGGACUACGGGCGUGACUAGGACGCGUUUGAUACAUUUAAGAAGAAAGAGACCCACACCCAGUAUCCACCACAGCUGUAGUGCUUUACAAGAGAGUGAAAGUGAUUGCUAUAGUGGAACUCCUCGGCUCUGUGCGUCAGCGAGGUUAAGAGUGUCGAGCUACGUCACGCGGAGGACGUGCGAGCGCGCGGCUCGGCUCGAGCACCGCACCCCGGCGAGCGGUGAACGAGAAGCGCAGCUCGCGACGUGCGGGGCGCCGCCGCGGCCGCCCGCGCGCCCACCUCACCCACCUCACCCACUAGUCACAGCGCCGCCGCCCGCGUCCCACGACUCUAGUCACCGGGCCGCGCCCGCCGCGCCCGCCGCGCCCGCCGCGCUCGCCGCGCCGGUGCCGCAGCUCGCUGGCCCGCUGACACCGGCCGGUAUACGCGGCUGUAUACCGCGCCGAGUGCUGCCGGCGGCGGCUGUAUACCGCACUGAGUGCUGCCGGCAGUGGCUGUAUACCGCACCGCGUGCUGCCGGCGGCGGCGGCGCCGGUGGGCGGCACCGCUCGGCGCUAGUGCUUCCGUUCGGCACAUCCGAGUCAGCUGUAGUGCUUCCAGGCGUUGCCGAAUACACGUGGUGGAGAGGUGGUGGUGGGCUCAAGCUG